Ascochyta rabiei is the source of this 705-nucleotide messenger RNA. RefSeq lists its product as uncharacterized. NCBI's taxonomy places the organism in Eukaryota, Fungi, Ascomycota, Dothideomycetes, Pleosporales, Didymellaceae. Gene Ontology annotation, cellular component: cytoplasm. The transcript has a single exon. Bases 1 to 705 code for a protein of 234 amino acids. Gene Ontology annotation, biological process: N-acetylglucosamine metabolic process. The record is from RefSeq and is a predicted model, not a curated record.
AUGGCGCCACAACACCCUGUCGAUGAAUCAUCCCUCCCAUCCGUAUUCCAAGCGUCGUGGAAAUCAAAUCCAGAUCCUACUGCACUACCAUUCCCUCGAGACAAUCCCCCUUUUGCACUCACUGCAAUUGAUCGGCGUCAGCUUAAUCUGAAGGAUGACGAAUACACACCACACUCAUGGGAAAAUCUGCGUCAAUUGAUCUCGGCUGGACAGUUGGAUGAGCUGAAGAGGUGGCCUAGUCAGCUGAAGGCAUACCUAUCUUGGACUGCGCAUGUCAAGGCAAAAUAUGGGAGCGCGACCUCGUACUUGCUUACACAGCGACUAUUUUGGCGACCUAUCAAUGACGAUACAGGAGCAAUGGCGUUUAACGUGAAAAACGUAGUCCCAUUUGCCGAUCCAGAAGAUUUCACCAUCCUUAGAAAUGACUGGCCAUACGGACAUGAGCCAGGGAUUCGACACGUUUGUGUUUGGCUGAAGCAGCGAUUGCCGGUCGACAAGGACGGAGCUUUAUCAGAGGAGGGAAUACGAAUGGUGGAGGAAUUCGUAAACAAUGAGUUCAGAGUAAAGGUUGGCGAAGAAGAGAAAGACAGCAAAAUCAUUUGGUUCAAGAAUACAACGAAUCUUCAAAGCGUGAGAAGCUUAGAACACCUGCAUGUACUUGUCAGACAUGUGGAUGAUGAGGUGUUGAAGCAGUGGUUAGUCUGA